Morus notabilis is the source of this 1768-nucleotide messenger RNA. RefSeq names its product abscisic acid 8'-hydroxylase 4. Gene Ontology annotation, molecular function: heme binding; iron ion binding; (+)-abscisic acid 8'-hydroxylase activity. Gene Ontology annotation, biological process: sterol metabolic process. The coding region runs from base 82 to 1506 and encodes 474 amino acids. The transcript has 9 exons. The record is from RefSeq and is a predicted model, not a curated record. NCBI's taxonomy places the organism in Eukaryota, Viridiplantae, Streptophyta, Magnoliopsida, Rosales, Moraceae.
CCUCGCCAAUACUCUCCUACUUCCCCUCCAAACAAUUUAGAGUGAGAAAGUGUGUAAGAGAGAGACAUUUUAUACAUUUAUAUGGAGAUUGUUGGUUCAAUUUUUACAUUCCUCUUUCUCUCCACAACUUUUAUGGUCUCAUAUUACUUGAUCAUAAGCUAUCAAAAAACAAAAACCAAACACAAGGCUAAACUUCCACCAGGAUCAAUGGGUUGGCCUUUCAUAGGAGAGACCCUCCAACUCUACUCCCAAGACCCAAACAUACUAUUUGCCACCAAACAGAAAAGAUACGGAGACAUAUUCAAAACGCAUAUAUUGGGAUGUCGUUGCAUCAUGCUGGCCAGCCCUGAGGCGUCCCGGUUCGUGCUGGUGACUCACCCGCACCUCUUCAAGCCCACGUACCCGAAGAGCAAGGAGAAGCUGAUUGGUCCGUCCGCGCUCUUCUUUCACCAAGGGGUUUACCACUCUCAACUGAGAAAACUGGUCCGGAAUUCCCUCUCCCCAAACACCCUCCAGAAAAGAGUCGCUGAUAUUGAGGCCAUAGCCAUCUCUGCUCUUGAGUCUUGGGCUAGAGGAGAUCAGGUCAUUAACACCUUCCACGAGAUGAAAAAGAUUUCUUUUGAUGUCGGCAUUCUUUCCAUCUUUGGUGAGUUAAACGACAAUUAUAGAGAACAGCUCAAGGAGAAUUAUUGCAUAGUAAAUAAAGGUUAUAACUCUUUGCCAACCAGCAUACCAGGAACUGCAUAUCAAAAAGCACUCUUGGCCAGGGAAAGGCUUAACGAGGUUCUGAGUGAGAAAAUCUACGAGAGAGAGGAGAAGAAGACAGUGGAAAAGGAUCUGUUGGGACAUCUUUUGAAUUUCAAGGACGAAAAAGGAGAAACCUUGAGCAAGGAUCAGAUUUCGGAUAACAUCAUCGGAGUUCUGUUUGCUGCUCAGGACACAACUGCCAGUGUCUUGACUUGGAUACUUAAGUACCUCCAUGAUGACCAAAAACUUCUUGAAGCUGUAAAGGCAGAGCAAAAGGCGAUAUUUGAAGCGAAUGAUGGAGGGAGAAAGCCCUUAACAUGGGCACAGACCAGAAACAUGCCACUAACAUAUAGGGUUAUAUUAGAAAGCUUGAGGAUGGCUAGUAUUAUAUCUUUCACCUUCAGGGAAGCAGUGACUGAUGUAGAAUACAAUGGAUACCUCAUCCCAAAGGGUUGGAAGGUCAUGCCCUUGUUUAGAAACAUUCAUCACAAUCCCGAGUUCUUUUCUGAUCCUCAGAAGUUCGAUCCAUCUAGAUUUGAGGGUCAUCCAAAGGCCAAUACUUUCAUGCCAUUUGGCAAUGGGGUACACUCUUGUCCUGGAAACGAGCUUGCCAAGCAGGAGAUGCUCAUUUUAAUCCACCACUUAGUCAAUAGAUUCAGGUGGAAAGUGAUGGGAUCUAAUAGUGGGAUUCAGUAUGGCCCAUUUCCAGUUCCUCAAAAUGGACUCCCAGCCAGAUUCUGGAAAGAUCCAGCAAUAUGAACCUUGAUUUUUACUCACCUGACUAAAAUAUGGCUUACCCUUUCCCAACUUCUGUUUUCUCUUUUCUUUAUCUCCCUAACCCAAUCCUACAGCCCUCUGUUUUUACAAAUGGGGGUUUCUCUCUGUCUCUCUAGAGUUAUAUUGCUAUUAUUAUUAGCUUGUUGAUGUACUAUCUGCAUGCAUUUGUAGCUCAUGUUACAUUACAUUAAAUAAUUAAUAAUAAUAGACUAAUGAGUGUAAUAACUAUCCACAAUAAUAGAUG